Messenger RNA from Pyrus x bretschneideri (Chinese white pear), 3260 nucleotides. RefSeq lists its product as uncharacterized. Bases 127 to 3036 code for a protein of 969 amino acids. The transcript has 6 exons. The record is from RefSeq and is a predicted model, not a curated record. NCBI's taxonomy places the organism in Eukaryota, Viridiplantae, Streptophyta, Magnoliopsida, Rosales, Rosaceae. Gene Ontology annotation, molecular function: zinc ion binding.
AGAAAAAGAAAAAUACACGACGAAAGGGUUUUUGGGGGUUCAGUCCUUGCUUCUCUCUCCGUCUCCAAUCUCCGCAGACACCACAAGUGCGCAAGCUCCUUCUCCCUAUUGCCCUUCUCUUACCAGAUGGCCAGAUGGGAUGAGAUUCUGUCCCUUCCUGUACAGAGUCCACCUGCACUGGAGUUUUCAUCUUCUGAUCUUGUGUGGUCAAAGGUGGAAGGUUGGCGGGACAAGAAAGAUCGAGUUGCUCUAAUUCCAUUUCCUCGAGUUGACGAUUUUCUGAGGGGUGAAUCCUCUAGUAAAGAAUGUCCAACAAAAUUUCAUGUUGAAGCGAGGCGGCGGCGGCAGCCAAAAACGCCUUACAAACCAAAGGUUGAUGGUAUUCUUGAAUAUAUUCUAUAUUGGUGUUCCUUUGGUCCUGAUGACCAUAGGAAGGGUGGGCUUGUACGACCCAGCAGGAUUAAUAUCCCAAAGAAGAAAAAUGCUGGUCGACCGAACACCAAGAGAGGUUGUACCUGUCACUUUAUUGUGAAACGAUUAAUUGCUGAACCCUCAGUGGCACUUAUUAUAUAUAAUCAGGAUAAGCAUGUAGAUAGGAAAGGAGCGCCCUGCCAUGGCCCCCAAGAUAAGAUGGCUGCUGGAACACGUGCUAUGUUUGCCCCUUAUAUCUCUGAGGAUCUACGUCUUCGUGUGCAAUCUUUGUUAUACGUGGGGGUGUCCGUGGAGACUAUAAUGCAGAGACACAAUGAAUCAGUAGAGAAACAGGGUGGUCCAUCUAAUCGUGAUGACCUUUUAACCCAUAGGUAUGUUCGGAGGCAGGAGAGGGUCAUUCGACGUUCUAUAUAUGAAUUGGAUGCCGAUGAUGUGGUUAGUAUUAGCUUGUGGGUAGAAAACCAUCAGAGUCAUGUUUUCUUCUAUGAGGAUUUCUCUGAUGUGGACCCUUUCACUUUGGGCAUUCAAACAGAGUGGCAGUUGCAACAGAUGAUUCGCUUCGGCAAUCGCAGCCUUAUAGCUUCUGAUUCAAGGUUCGGAACAACCAAAUUGAAGUAUCCCGUGCAUAGUCUCCUUGUAUUUAAUGAAGACAACAAGGCCAUUCCGAUAGCGUGGAUAGUGGCUCCAAAGUUUGAAAGUUCCAAUGCCCAUAAAUGGAUGAGAGCUCUUUGCAAUAGAGUUCAAACGAAAGAUCCUGCAUGGAAGUUAGCUGGUUUCAUAGUGGAUGAUCCUCUAGCUGAUGUGCUCACCAUCAGGGAUGUAUUCCAGUGUUCAGUGUUGAUAAGCUUUUGGCGGGUCCGUCAUGCAUGGCAUAAAAACUUAGUAAAGAAUUGUGUGGACAAUGAGAUGCGAGCUACAAUAUCAAGAAGGCUUCAUCAGGCAAUGGAUAACAUCUGUCAACAACGAGGAACCGAGCGUUUGUUUGAGGACUUCAUAGAAGAUUUUCUUGAUGAAUCAGAUUUUAUGGAUUACUUUAAGGCAACCUGGUAUCCUAGAACUGGGAUGUGGAUCUCUGCACUACAAAAUCUUCCUCUUGCUAGCCAGGAAACCUCUGCGGCAAUGGAGUUCUACCACAACCAACUAAAGCUUCGGUUAUUGAACGAGAAGAAACCUAGCGUAUACAAACGAGUUGAUUGGUUGGUUGAUAAGCUGGGUACAAAAGUGCAUUCCUACUUCUGGCUUGAUGAAUAUUCUGAGAAGGAUGAUUUUGCACGAUAUUGGAAAGAUGAGUGGGCGAGUGGUUUAACAUCUUGGCGUAAGGCUUUGAAGAUUCCUGACCGCAAUAUUGUCAUAGAAGGUACACGUGCAAAAGUUAUUGACGAGCUCGACCAAGACAGGGUUUAUGUUGUUUGGAACCCUGGUUCUCAGUUCGGUAUUUGCAACUGCCGUUGGGCAGAAAUGGGCAACCUGUGUGAACAUAUACUCAAAGUUAUUAAUGUUUGCCGGAAAAGGUCGUCUACGCCAUCUAUCAGCCUUUUGCAGUACCACAAGGCCUUGAUUGACAUGCUGCACUGCCCACCUCAUGAUUCUUUGAUUCGUGAUCAUGCUGUUUCUUUAGCAGUAUUUGUACAGAAGCAAUUAAGUGGACUAGUUAAUUUGGAAAGCAACGAUACCGCAAUGGAUGUGGCAUUUUUUGCCAAUCGAGAUCAAGAAUCAGUAAAUGAGGAAGUAUUAUCUCUAAAUGAGAAUAACUGUGGGGAUGGAGAUGUAGCUGCUGAGAGAACCAAGGGUAAGGUGGCUACUGAAUCUAGUAAUUUGGUAGCACGUGGAGAUGACAUAUGUAAUGAGAGUUAUGGAGAAGAAAUUACUGGCGAUGAGAUGGAUGUCGACCCGUCAUCCAUCUGCAUUUCCCCACCCGGGUUGCAUUCUGUUGACGAGGUUGUGUCUAGCAGUGUCUUCCCUGAAAGCAGACAGAGGUCAUUGUUUAACAGAGAGCUUGAAGACCUGCCUUCUGCUGAUGAUGCCCGCACUAAUCCAACCGGAUUUGAGGAUGACAUCUUAAAUAGAAAUAGCCAAGAAAAUACGAUGGAUGAGGACAUGAAUAUCCCUUCCUCAACAAUGGAGUUUGUGGAGCAAUGCACAGUAACUCAUCCUGAUGAUCACUACAGCCACGAUAUUGAACCCGCUGUUAUUUGCAAGACAUCUGAGGACAAUAUUGUGUAUACAAAGACUGCUCCAUCUGCAUCUAUGCCUGAUGAAUCACAAGUGGUCGAAGUGGCUGAAGUUCCAGGUGUCAUUUCAGAAAGUGAUAGAAUGGAAACUGAAAACAAGAAUGGAAGCACGAGUAAUCACCCAUCCUCCGCUGAUGACGCUGCCAUUAUUGACGGGCCUUGUGAGAACUUGGUAAAUGAUUCUGAUUGUAGUCAGGACUCAAAAGCAGUUGGCAAUAUGAUGGUUGUACAACCAGAAGCACUGAUUAAAUGCUCGUCAAGAUCGAGGUACAACGAGGAACAACUGCCCAUUGAGAAUGGAGAUACUGGAACUGGAUCUUCUGAGAACCCAUCUUCAUUUGCUGAACCUCGUCUUACUAAGAGUGAAGUGUAAGAAGGGCUCUGAAAGCAUUCACAGCAGCGAUGAGGUGAUGAAGCAGCUAGUUGUUAAUGGCAUCAAUAUAUACUUGUGCUUAGGGAAACGUUUCAAUGGAUACUUCUGAGGCCUUUUCCACAAGUAUGGCGUCCAACAAAGGAGCUAAAAUAUCGGCGAUUCAAAUAACUGUAAGUCUUUUCUUUGUGUGCAUAUGGAUCCAUUGUAGAAAUUUUGUUCACUGA